AUGCAAACAAAUGUAUAGCAAAUUAACUCGGUCAGCGAACGAUUCUCACAUUUUCAAACCCUAACGAGAAACGUCGUUUGUUGUUAUUCUGUAUUCUUUCCCCACAUGAUUUAUUUCAAAUAGUCUAUCGAAAUAUACCCGUUAUUUCCAGCUUAAUUUUCUAAUCGGUGAUACAAUACAAGGGACUUACAUCAGUGGCACACACUUAGUUUGCUUUUUUUUCUUCUUCAAAAGAUUCGAGCAAAUCAAACAUUACGUCUUUCCCCUUUGACAUUAGCCAAGGAAAUUCCCUGCUACGACUAAAGGCCUAUAAGUAACGUGAGUCGCAGAAAUGAGGUCCAUGUCCUCUUGCAACUCGGAUAAAUAGAUGAAAGCAUGCUCUCAUACGCGAACUUUCGCGUCACCUCGUGGCUGGUGCUGGUCGCCGUCUGUUCUCAUCUCUGCAGAUCCAGCUUCGGAAACCCGCUGCGACACAGCGAAAACUGUCUUACCUAUUCAACGGCAUUGCUGCGGAAUGUAACUGCUGCGGUCGAGGAGAUCAGAUUUUACUGCUCCAAACUGAGUGUGGAGAUGAACAAUCGGAACCUCUCCGUUUGCGAACCAAAAAAUUCAUCAUGCGCAAACCGUCAAAAAAGCGAGUUUAACGAGGACGCCUGCUUCAGGGCAAUAAGGGAGGAUCUACAGUAUUAUAAAAACAUGCUGCCGAAGAUUCAGAAUGCCCGCUUGAGAGCCACAUUGAUGGGAGCCAUGGAAGAUCUAGUUAAGAACUGUGCCUUUCCUCAUGUCCCGGAGAAUCCCGGUUCACCAAAGGCUACCCAGGCCCCCACUUUUGAAGAUCGUGUGCAGCUGUGUAAAGAGCUACGAGGCUUCCACAUGCGCGCCAUCACGAUCAACCGCAUCAUCAGCUAUGUUGCCGCUGGAGACCACCUAAAAUGACCUGCAUCACCACCCUUUUCAGCAGAUGGCUUUUACACAAUUUAUGCCCAUGUGUGCAACCUACACUAAUUCCAGUAAUUACACCUGAACAGAUCUUCCUUCUACAGAAUGUCAUUUAUAAAACCAGCAGACAUGUUUCUCUAAAACCACUAAUAAGCUAUCAAAAAUUGAACAUUUGAAAAGUUGUCAUGAUAGUUUUUUUUUUUCUUUGAAAGAAAAGUUUUAUUUAUUUAUUUAUUGCACAAAAUAUGAUCUUUAGGAAAUUGCUAAUAUACAAGUGGUAGGGAUAUGAUGACCAUGUAUUUAUUUAUUUAUUAUUCAGACAGUUCUAUCACUAUGACUUCCUAGGAUGUGAAAUUCUGCAAGUUAACCCCCCUUUCUAGAACAUUCUCAGGGCAGCUAUCUAAUGUGACAAACAUCCCACAAA
Molecule: messenger RNA, 1363 nt
Organism: Brienomyrus brachyistius
Lineage: Eukaryota; Metazoa; Chordata; Actinopteri; Osteoglossiformes; Mormyridae
Gene: il12a
Product: interleukin 12a
Exons: 7
Coding region: 376-936 (186 amino acids)
Biological process (GO): immune response
Cellular component (GO): extracellular region
Molecular function (GO): interleukin-12 receptor binding; growth factor activity
Source: RefSeq, a predicted model, not a curated record